UUCCCAUCGCAACUGUCAACCUCCUGCCAGAGGUCGCGCCCCCUCCCCCCAGGCCUGUCGCCGCUUGACGAAGGAGCUUGCAGUGCGCCGUGAGCAGCAAGCGAUGAGCUCGUCCGUGCUGGACGGCGCUGGCGCCCAGUCGCCGGCGCCGCCUGCCUUUUCUCCCCUUACAGACCCUGCCGACCCUGAAAAUCGCGAACUUUCCGAGGUUAAUCUACCACUUCUUGACGACCAAGCUCCAUCCCCGGCCCAGACUCAGACUUUUGCCUUUGCAUCUACCGCCGCUCCCGAGCAUGCCUUGUCCACCCUGACUUCGGCCGACGCGCUCGCCUCGCGGUUCCCAGCAUCAGCAUCUUCUGCUGCCGACGGCGUCAACGGAGUCGCCAUGGAUGGCAGCAAUGGCUAUGGCUUUGGCCACCCCUCAAUGGAUUUUGAGAUAUACCAGCAGCAGACCACCCAGUUGCUCAUGACGCUUGCCCACAUCUCGCAACAGCAGGGUCAGCAGCCCAUCGUGCCGCUCCCGCCAUCAACCGUCCGUCCCUCGCAGGUCACGCUGCCCUACAACAGCUCCCUAUCGCAUGCCAACGAUACUGGCCAGAUAUAUCCCACCCAAGGCGCUGAGCCUUCCCUGCAAUCUUUUGCCAAGAUUGAGUUUGCCGACAGCACCUUUCAGAUGACCACGUACGCCGUCAUCAUCGGGCGUGACCAGCGGGCGUUGGAACAGGCCAGGAGAGACGAGCGUCGCAAUGGCGAGUACCAGCGCAGGGUGGACGAGCACGCGGCCCAGGGCCUUCCGCCCCCUUCUCCCCCGUCUCAGGAUCGAGGCAAGUACAGUAAGUCGUACGUUAGCGAGGAGGGCGGAAUGCUGGGACCCGAGUCAGAUGGCGAGCCCGACCCGCGCCCAUCCAAGAGGUUGAAGACAAGUGGUGCUGGCUCCGGGUCGGGCGAGUCGCAUGCACCCGCCCAAGAGGCGGCCGCACCCGCCGUAGAGCAAGCCGCGCAGGACGACACAAACCUUAUUGUCGAGAGGCAGUACAUAUCCCACACUCCAGGGGCUGCAGCUGUUAAUCUCAGCGCUCUCCGGCCCUCGCCUUACCAUGUGCCCUUUAUCGGGAUUCACUCGCCGGGACCGAAUAUCGCAAGUAGGACCAAGGGUAUCUCCCGAGAGCACUUGAAAAUCCAGUUUAACCAGGCGACCAACGUUUUCGAGGCAAUUCCUCUGCAUAAAAACGGCUUCUUCUACGAAGACGUCCACUAUAAAGAGGACAAGGUUGUGCUGAAAAGCGGUUGCCAUCUUCAAAUCAAGGAUGUUGAUUUCGUCUUCAUUAUCAACGGCGUUCCUCGCGGCAAGACGGGUGCCGAGAGAGAGGUCUUGGAAAACGAAACCGCGUCCAAAGAUGGAGCUCCAUCCAGCCGAAAGUACUCGGAAGGCGGAAAGGAGAUGAGUUUCGAGUUUGAGAGCUCGCACAACGCCGACAGGCGGAGCACCAGCGUCGAGGAUGUCCCGGUCCCGGUUGCCAACGAAGAAAGCCAAAGCGACAUGUCCGAACAGGACGAGGAUCCCGAGCAGGACGACGACGACGACGGCGACGAUAGUACCGGCGACAACGAAGUCAGGGAGACUGUGGAACGAGAUCCUGGAGAGAUACAAUCCAUCAAACCAGAAGCGGGGGCUGGGCACUUUGGCGACGUGGAGUUUCCGCCAAUGCCACCCAAGAAACGAGGGCCAGGGAGGCCGCCCAAGAAUGGCAUCAUGUCCAAGAGAGAAGAGAGGCUGCGCAAGAAGGCUGCCAUGGAGUUGGCCAAGAAGACGAUGCCGCAACCGCCCGCGGGAGAGCCGCCCGUCAAGAGGAAGGUCGGCCGGCCUCGCAAACACCCCCUGCCUGAGGACGCCUCCCAAGAAAGGCCCGAGAAACGCAAAUACAAGCCGCGUAAGAUCAAGAGCGGCGAAGAGGGCGGGGACAUGUCCGAUGUCGAAAAGAUGGUCAAGGAAAAGAGACGAGAAAAACCAAAGACUCCGCCGCUUGAGCUGAGGAGAGAAGACUAUACCGAGGACCGGCUACAAAAACCGAACAAGAACUACGGCGUCCUGAUAGACGAGGUCUUGACUGCCGCACCUGACGGGCUUACGCUAAAGCAGAUCUACAAGAGGAUUCAGAUGAAAUAUCCCUUCUACUACUUUACGGUUGACACGAAAGGGUGGGAGAGCAGUGUUCGGCAUAAUCUCAUCGGCAAUGACGCGUUCAAGAAAAACGAGGAGACCCAUCUCUGGAGCAGGGUGCCUGGCAUAGACAUCGACGCUGGCAAAAAGCGCAAGGCAGCCUCGCCCGACCAGACGGCAUCUUUGCACGGCUUUGGUCAACACUAUCCAGCGGCUUCGGCCCCACAUCCGGCCAUGUUCCACGGCGGGCACGGGUCAUCGCGAAGCCCUAGCUCGAUGCCCCCACGGCCGGCCUUUUCACUUAGCCACAGCCAGCCUAGCAUUGGCACACAGCCGUACCAGCACCAUCUCAACCUCCAGCACACCGGAGUCCAGGCCCAGCAGCAGCAGCAGCAGCAGCAGAAUCUCCGUCAGGCAUACCCGAAUCCUCCUCAGGGGUCUUUGCCCGCCCAAGCUCCUGGGCACGGAGCGCCACCAAGUGCGGCACGCUCCCAGCCAACACCGUCGCAAUUAAUAUCAUACUCUUCGCCAUACGCAACAAAGCCUCCGCCAGUGGUUGGGGGGCAACCUAUUGCCCCUCUACAUAAUAUGGCAAAGCAGCCCACCCAGCCUCCCAACGGGAUAAGCCCAGUCAAUGGCUUGCCCCGGGUCGCUACACUACCCCCAACCUCAGGAACCCCUAGAACCCCUAUUACCAGACACCCUCAGCCGCCACAGCCAACCCCCAACACACUGCCUCUCCAGCCAGCCGUACACCCAGACCUCUUCAACUAUAUAAUCGAGUUCAAGGGAUUAGUUGCCGGGAUGCUAGCCAACAGGACGACGGCGGGCGAGGCCGUCGCCAUGUCCGUUGUCAAUCGAGGUCUAGGCUUAGCGGCAAAGACCAUGGUCCCCGGCGACGAGGGGCUAGAGAAAACCAUACUUGGUGUCUUUAACCACAGCGGGAAGAAGCUCGGCGUGAAUCAGUUCCUCCAUCCAAAAUUGGUUCAGGCGCUUCUAGCCUUCAAGCAUUCUAUGAUAAAGACACUGGAGCCAAGCGUGGGCCCUCUGUGGGCAGAACGCCUGAUACUGUCAGCCGUGGAUCGUGUACUGGGCUUUACAGACAAGAGCACCGUCCCAGGCACCGAGGCCGAGAAGAAGCAACUAGAGAGUGCAGAAAGUGCCCUCAUCAUUGCCAUCAAGAAGGUCGUAAGCGAACACCAGAAGUUGAUAUAUAUGAAUCCCGCACCGCCGCCUGCACCAGCUCCAGCCCCAGCACCUUCACCGGCACCAGCCCCUACGCCGGUACUUGCACCUGCACCGCCACCUACACCUACACCGCCACCUGCAUCUGCACCGCCACCUGCAUCUGCACCGCCACCUGCACUGGCACCAGCUCCGACACCAGCUCUGGCACUUGCACCUGCACCUGCACCGUCACCGCAACCUGGACCGACAACAACACCAGCACCAGCACCAGUACCUAUGUCAGCACCUAUGCAGGCACCUUUAUCCGUGCCCGCCCCUGUCUCUCCUGUCGUAGCCACGAGUACAGCUGGGGCUCCUCAGUAACCACAGUCUGGGAGCACUGACAUCAACAUCGAUAUCAUCAAUAAAAACUGUCCGGCCAGGCUGUCGGGUGAUUCGUGUCUAGCACUAAGCAAUGUAAGCGGUAUUUUUGGGUGGGUUUAGCUCUACGCAGCGAACUAGCCGUUGAAGAAGAGAGGUACACUCCUUGCUUGUAGUGAUGAAUAUUCGGCUC
Messenger RNA from Lasiosphaeria miniovina, 3902 nucleotides. RefSeq lists its product as uncharacterized. Gene Ontology annotation, biological process: regulation of ribosomal protein gene transcription by RNA polymerase II. Gene Ontology annotation, molecular function: protein binding; DNA-binding transcription factor activity; sequence-specific DNA binding. Bases 104 to 3712 code for a protein of 1202 amino acids. The record is from RefSeq and is a predicted model, not a curated record. Gene Ontology annotation, cellular component: nucleus. The transcript has a single exon. Lineage: Eukaryota; Fungi; Ascomycota; Sordariomycetes; Sordariales; Lasiosphaeriaceae.